AUGAAGUAUCCUAUGAUUAAGUCUCCUGUGAUUAAGUCUCCUAUGAUUAAGUCUCCUGUGAUUAACUCUCCUAUGAUGAAGUCUCCUGUGAUAAAGUCUCCUAUGAUGAAGUCUCUUAUGAUGAAGUCUCCUGUGAUUAAGUCUCCUGUGAUUAACUCUCCUAUGAUGAAGUCUCCUAUGAUGAAGUCUCCUAUGAUUAAGUCUCCUGUGAUUAGGUCUCCUAUGAUUAAGUCUCCUAUGAUUAAGUCUCCUAUGAUGAAGUCUCUUAUGAUGAAGUCUCCUGUGAUAAAGUCUCCUAUGAUGAAGUCUCUUAUGAUGAAGUCUCCUGUGAUUAAGUCUCCUGUGAUUAACUCUCCUAUGAUGAAGUCUCCUAUGAUGAAGUCUCCUAUGAUUAAGUCUCCUGUGAUUAGGUCUCCUAUGAUUAAGUCUCAUAUGAUUAAGUCUCCUAUGAUUAAGUCUCCUGUGAUGAAGUCUCCUAUGAUGAAGUCUCCUGUGAUUAAGUCUCCUGUGAUUAACUCUCCUAUGAUUAAGUCUCCUAUGAUGAAGUCUCAUGUGAUUAAGUCUCCUAUGAUUAAGUCUCCUGUGAUUAAGUCUCCUAUGAUGAAGUCUCCUGUGAUUAAGUCUCCUAUGAUGAAGUCUCAUGUGAUUAAGUCUCCUAUGAUUAAGUCUCCUGUGAUUAAGUCUCCUAUGAUUAAGUCUCCUAUGAUUAAGUCUCCUAUGAUGAAGUCUCCUGUGAUUAAGUCUCCUGUGAUUAACUCUCCUAUGAUUAAGUCUCCUAUGAUUAAGUAUCCUGUGAUUAAGUCUCCUAUGAUUAAGUCUCCUAUGAUUAAGUCUCCUGUGAUUAAGUCUCCUAUGAUUAAGUCUACUGUGAUGAAGUCUCCUAUGAUUAAGUCUCCUGUGAUGAAGUCUCCUAUGAUGAAGUCUCAUGUGAUUAAGUCUCCUAUGAUUAAGUCUCCUGUGAUUAAGACUCCUAUGAUUAAGUCUCCUAUGAUUAAGUCUCCUGUGAUGAAGUCUCCUGUGAUGAAGUCUCCUGUGAUAAAGUCUCCUGUGAUUAAGUCUCCUGUGAUGAUGUCUCCUGUGAUGAAGUCUCCUGUGAUGAAAUCACCUGUGAUGAAGUCUCCUAUGAUGAAGUCUCCUGUGAUUAAGUCUCCUGUGAUGAAGUCUCCUAUGAUUAAGUCUCCUAUGGAACGAAGACUCGGAGCAGUCAAAGUCUCAGCACUCACUGCUUUUACAACAGUCAGGACCAACAACAAUAACACAAUAAGCCUUUCAAGAACAUGCUAG
This is a messenger RNA of Oncorhynchus keta (chum salmon), 1284 nucleotides long. RefSeq lists its product as uncharacterized. The record is from RefSeq and is a predicted model, not a curated record. Bases 1 to 1284 code for a protein of 427 amino acids. Lineage: Eukaryota; Metazoa; Chordata; Actinopteri; Salmoniformes; Salmonidae. The transcript has a single exon.